Messenger RNA from Amphiprion ocellaris (clown anemonefish), 2944 nucleotides. It is a transcript of the gene rangap1b, whose product is annotated as Ran GTPase activating protein 1b. Gene Ontology annotation, molecular function: GTPase activator activity; small GTPase binding. Gene Ontology annotation, cellular component: nucleus; perinuclear region of cytoplasm; cytosol. The coding region runs from base 80 to 1804 and encodes 574 amino acids. NCBI's taxonomy places the organism in Eukaryota, Metazoa, Chordata, Actinopteri, Pomacentridae. The record is from RefSeq and is a predicted model, not a curated record. The transcript has 16 exons. Gene Ontology annotation, biological process: signal transduction; activation of GTPase activity; nucleocytoplasmic transport.
AUUUAGCAACCGGCGCGCGGUACGGAGGAAGUGGCUUGUGUUCGCUCGUAUCUUCCUGUAAAGUGCUCUUUGUGUCAACAUGGCCUCAGAUGACAUCGCUCAGCUGGCUGAUGUUCUCUCGAAGACCCAUGUCGGGGAUCGAGAGUUGAGCUACAAAGGCCUGGGACUAAAGCUUGACAACGCAGAAUCAGUGGAGGAUCUGGUCCGGGAGAUCGAGCAGUACCAGGGUCUGAGAGCUUUGCGUCUUGAAGGAAACACUGUGGGAGUGGAGGCAGCCCAAGCCAUUGCUAAAGCUCUGGAGAACAAAGACCUGCUCCAGAGAUGCUACUGGAGUGACAUGUUCACCGGCAGGCUGCGCUCUGAAAUCCCAACAGCCCUGAGGUCCCUGGGCGGUGCUUUGAUGAGUGCUGGAGCCAGGCUGACAGAGUUGGACCUGAGUGAUAAUGCUUUCGGGCCAGAUGGUGUUAAGGGGAUUGAGCAGCUGCUGAAGAGCCCUUCCUGCCACACCUUGAGGGAGCUACGGCUCAACAAUUGCGGCAUGGGGAUCGGCGGAGGAAAGAUUCUGGCUGAAGCUCUGAUGGAGUGUCACAGACAGUCAUCAGCCCUUGGAGCUCCAUUUAAAUUGAGAGUGUUCGUCGCAGGGAGGAACCGCCUGGAAAACGAGGGAGCUAGUGCACUGGCGAAGGCUUUUCAGUUGAUGGGCAGCCUGGAGGAGGUUCACAUGCCUCAGAAUGGAAUAAACUACGCGGGUGUGAUGGCGUUGGCUUCAGCCAUGCGACAAAACCCAGAGCUUCGAGUGCUCAACUUCAAUGACAACACCUUCACCAAGAAGGGAACACUGGCCAUGGCUCAGGCUUUAAGGCACCUCAGGAACGUCCAGGUGAUCAACUUUGGCGACUGUCUGGUCCGCUCUGAGGGAGCCAUUGCCCUUGCUGCAGUUCUGAGAGAUGGACUACCAAUCCUCAAGGAGCUCAGUCUGUCAUUUGGUGAGAUCACUGAGGUAGCAGCUCUGGUGGUGGCUCAGGCUGUCAUGGAAAAGCCUUACAUGGAGAAAGUGGAUCUGAACGGUAAUUGUCUGGGAGAGGAGGGCUGUGAGGCUUUGAGAGAAGCUAUGGAGAACAUGGACAAAGGAGACAUGCUGGCAUCACUCAGUGAUGAUGAGGGAGAACCAGAUGACGAGGACGAAGAUGAGGAAGAUGAUGAUGAGGAUGAAAACAAUAAUGAUGAUGCUGACGAUUGUAAUGAGGAGGAUGAGGAGUAUGGUGAAAUUGUGAAGGAGAAUGGAAUAUUGAGAAAAGAAGACAGUCCUGUGAAACCUCAGAGUCCGGCAGAAGUCAUGUCCUUCCUUAACUGCCCUUCUGCAGAAAAGCUCCUUCAGCUGGGAGAUAUGAGGACAAGCAUUCACCAACAGUUCGAUGCAUCUGAGCCACAGAAGGCGGCUGAUGUCCUUUUGAAAAUUAGCUCCUUGUACAAUGAGGAUCUAGAAACAAAGGCAGCUGUUCUAGAAACUGUUGAUGCAGUGCUGAAGAAGCUGCUCUCUGGUUCUGCCCUCCAGUCCUACUGUUUCCUCUCCACACUGAUGGUCAUGAUGGGACUUCUCAAGGGUGAGGGGAAAAUGAAAAAAGUGUUGCUGGUCCCGGGUCAGCUGUUAUGUUUGGAACAUGCCGUCCAGCAGGAAUACUUCCCUCAGCAUCACGCUUCACUGCUUCACAUCUUCCUGUCCAAGAACAGCGAAGCUCUGAAGUCAUGCAGCAGUGCCAGAGAGCGGCUGAGCUCUGCUCUGGAGAAGAAGUGCCACAACUAACACUGAUCCAGCCAGCCAGUGCCAGUACUUACACAGGGACACACUGUACUGACAUUCAUGUUUUUUCACCAUCAGAACCAACAGGGAUGCUUUACACUUGAACAAAGGACAAGUACAACCGCUGCUGUCCACUCCUGAUUUGUAUAGUUUAUGAAGGCAAGACUGUCCAGAAUGUCUUAAUUAUUUUUCUACUUUUGCUUGUGACUUAUAUUUUUAUAGAAAAUAGAUACAAAAAACAAAAAUAUAGAACUGCACAUCAUCUAGCCGUGGGUAUAAUGUGUAACAAAAAAAAACUGACUGUAAUCUGAAGUGAAGCUAACAUUUAGGCACUGUCCAUCUGGCACCUUUUGAAACAUAUCUGUUGCUUAGAUAGGUUUAUCUUCAAAAUUCACUGUUAAACAAUGACAAAAUAGUACAUCUGUUUAUGGAGAUUAUGCCCAGGUCUUGAUAAAUUUGGAAAUGGUACAAUAAAAACAAGCAAAGUGUGGCAGACAUUGUCUUAAUAAGCACACAGUGACAGAUUAGCUGUGGUUUUAGACAUGCAUUUUUCUUUCUGUUGCUGUAAAAACUUAACGAGUGCUGAAACUAAAUGGUAAUUCCAAAAUAAAUACAAUCUAUAAAUGAAAAUAACUUAGUCAAAAGCACAGAGGUGACUUUAUUGUUUCUUGACAGUGCUUAUUUAUAAAGAUGACAAACUUUUGGGACAAUCUGUCAUCAGCUAUAAUCACCCCACUGCUGCUCGUAAAGAUCCAGUCAAUUCAUAGCACUGUCAGCAACAAUAGAAGCACCACGUAUCCUCACCCAUGAACCUGAAAACACAGCGUGUGUUCAAAUCAGCCUGAACUGAACCCAGCUGUAGAACUUCAGAGAUCAGGAGACCGCAAUCACUUUUAUCUGAUGGUUCUACUUGAAAAAUGUGCUCUUAUAUGACUUUGUGUUGCACAAAUUUACUCACUGUGUAUUACCUCAUAUAGCUCUUUGUGGUGUGAUGGAGCAUUUAAGGGAAACGGGAAAGGAACAUACUUUUUUGACAUUUAGAUCAUCUGCAUUUAUUCAGUUGGGAGGAUGUUUGUUUGCCUGAUAUGUUGUUGAAUUGUACUGAACGCUCUGUUUUUAAAAAUAAAGCUCCUCUAACAAGUA